Molecule: messenger RNA, 411 nt
Organism: Eruca vesicaria subsp. sativa (arugula)
Lineage: Eukaryota; Viridiplantae; Streptophyta; Magnoliopsida; Brassicales; Brassicaceae
Source: the annotation of a GenBank genome assembly
AUGGGCACAGUCACCGUUAGGGCCAUUUUUGCAAAGAUGACGGAGCACAUACCCAUCGAUAUGGUUGCAAAGUUGUCAGCAAAUAAAAUUAAAAUGGUGAACAUGGGCUUGUAUUAUGCAGAUGCAGCAGAUCUAAUAAAUGCGGCUGACAAUGCAAUCAUAUGUGAGAUAGAGCAGUUAAUGCUAAACGAUGAACAGGGUCCUUGCAAUGUGAUGGUUUUGAGUGGUGACCAUAUAUUUCAUCAACCACUCAAGACACUUAAGGAGCAAGGCUACAGGACCUUAGCUGCCUUCAGGACAAACAUAAUGUCUGACGAGACUGAGCUCAAUGCCCAAGUUUGGGACUCAGAGUUUUUAGACCUCUUCUGGAUCUUCCUUGGAAGGUUGGGAAAAAGCCCAAUAAGGAGUUGA